AUGAAGUUCACUACUCUCAUCACCUCUCUCUGUCUGGCGCUGGCCCCGCUUGCCGCCGCCACAGAGACCCUCACUACUAUGACCUCUACGACCACCAUCACCAAGACUCUGGUCCGGGUUAAUUCUGUGACACCUACUCCAAGCUCUAGCAUGACCACCAUGCCUGCUUCUUCUACCUCUACCCCACUGUCCAAGACAGCUUCUACCACCUCGGCCAUCGCUGCCGCUACCUCGACCGGUGCUGCCGCCCACGUUGGCGCGGGCAUGCCCGCUGCCUUGGCAGCCGCCGGUUAUAUCGCUGUGAUUGUGGGCCAGGCCCUGUAA
Penicillium soppii is the source of this 324-nucleotide messenger RNA. RefSeq lists its product as uncharacterized. The record is from RefSeq and is a predicted model, not a curated record. Bases 1 to 324 code for a protein of 107 amino acids. NCBI's taxonomy places the organism in Eukaryota, Fungi, Ascomycota, Eurotiomycetes, Eurotiales, Aspergillaceae. The transcript has a single exon.